Molecule: messenger RNA, 2981 nt
Organism: Plodia interpunctella (Indianmeal moth)
Lineage: Eukaryota; Metazoa; Arthropoda; Insecta; Lepidoptera; Pyralidae
Product: homeobox protein SIX6-like
Exons: 1
Coding region: 92-913 (273 amino acids)
Biological process (GO): regulation of transcription by RNA polymerase II
Cellular component (GO): nucleus; transcription regulator complex
Molecular function (GO): RNA polymerase II cis-regulatory region sequence-specific DNA binding; DNA-binding transcription factor activity, RNA polymerase II-specific
Source: RefSeq, a predicted model, not a curated record
AGCCAAUCGCGAUCGCAGCGCCUACACGCCCCUGAACGGAGUCGAGCACCGGCUCAAACCGCGCGCGACUCCGCCGCGCACACUCGCACCGAUGCGCGGCUCGUGGGACGAGUCAACGACGGCGGCGCUCCACGCGCGCAUCCUGGAGGCGCACCGCGGGCCGGCCGCGGCCGACCGCGCCGCCGAGCCCGCGCCCUGCGCCGACCAGCAGCCGCUUGCCCUCAACGCCAUCGAGCUAGCCGCGCCGACACCGCUGCUGCCGCUACCCACCUUAUCCUUCAGCGCCGCACAAGUCGCUACUGUCUGCGAAACUCUCGAAGAAAGCGGAGACGUCGAACGUCUCGCCAGGUUCCUCUGGUCCUUGCCCGUCGCUCACCCGAACGUAGCUGAACUAGAACGCUGUGAAGCUGUUCUUCGAGCACGAGCAGUCGUCGCCUUCCAUGCCGGAAGACACAGAGAAUUGUAUUCCAUUCUGGAGAGGCACCGAUUUCAGAGGUCGAGCCAUGCAAAGCUACAAGCACUAUGGCUGGAAGCACACUAUCAGGAAGCUGAGAGGCUCCGGGGACGCCCUCUGGGCCCCGUUGACAAAUACCGAGUUCGCAAGAAGUUCCCAUUACCGCGAACCAUUUGGGAUGGCGAACAAAAGACGCACUGCUUUAAGGAACGAACGAGGUCGUUACUAAGAGAAUGGUAUCUUCAGGAUCCUUAUCCGAAUCCGACGAAAAAGAGGGAAUUAGCAGCGGCGACGGGAUUAACGCCGACGCAAGUUGGGAACUGGUUCAAGAACCGACGGCAGCGCGAUCGUGCGGCUGCCGCCAAGAACCGCUCCGCAUUGCUCGGCCGCGGGUUCGCCUCCUCUUCGACAUACGAUGAAGAUUCAGCCGAUUCGGAGAUUAACGUCGACGAAGAGUAACACAGACUGAUAGUGUAAAUACGUGAUACAAAUUUUAUACGACGUUGAGUGAACGUACGAUGCAAUAUAGACGAGUUAUCCUAUUUUAGUUAGAUCACUGAGUCCGUGAUGUAUGUGAUGUUAAGGCAUUGUAAACCAGUUUAUUAGAGCGUAAUUCUAUUGCUGAAAGUGUAAGAGUGCUUGAAGUAACAGCAUUUCUGCGUAUCAGGUAUGUACACUCUUUUGUAGUGAUAAAUCAAUUAAUACUGCCUUUUUGAUAGGUAAGCCUUUUCGAAGAAGCAAGUAGGUAUGCUGAACUAACUUAAGUUAUUUCACGUUGUGAAGAUGAAACAGGGUUUUUUUUAAUAAAUUGUUUUUUUUUCUAUGCUUAGGUACUUUAUACCUAUGCACUGAAUAGAAUGAUAAGCAUGGAUUGUGACAUUGAAAUGAGGACUUAGGGAGUUAAAAAAAUAGACGCAAAAUAAGAAGAUUACAUUACACACAAUAUAUGGAAAAAGAAUUUUAAACAUAAAGAAUUGGAGUUUUAAACAUAAAGAAAAAUUAAAUAAAUAAAAUAAAUAAAUAAAUAUAUUAGGACAAAUCACACAGAUUGAGCUAGCCCCAAAGUAAGUUCGAGACUUGUGUUAUGGGAUACUAACUCAACGAUACUAUAUUUUAUAAAUAGAUACAUAUAUAAAUAGACAUCCAAGACCCGGGCCAAUCAGAAAAAGAUCAUUUUCCAUCAUGACCCGACCGGGGAUCGAACCCGGGACCUCUCGGUUCAGUGGCAAGAACUUUACCGCUGCGCCACCGAGGUCGUCAUUACGGGAAUUUAGCACAACGACUUUUUAAAAUAUUUUUAAAAUGAUAAAAAAUCGUAAAUACUUAAAGAAAAUGGUUAAAAAGUGGUCAUAUUAUCUAACGCAUAUAUAUUAUAAAACAAGUUAAUUAUUUAUUGUGUUUAGUAUGAUCUAAACGUAGAUAUUUUGAAGUUCAUUUAUUACUUUCCGUAUUGGCAUUGUCUUGUCGGUACAUAAUGAAUAGAAACAUUAUCAUUACGAUGUAGAGUAGAGCCAAGUCAAGAAUAAUAGUAUACUUAUGUGGUCAAAAUUCCUAAUGCAGAAUAAUUAUGUAUUGGCAUAGAAGUAGACGGCUUUUUCAAGACCUACCCUCAUUUCAAUUUGACUUUCCGUGUAUUUAUCAUGUGAUGUUAUUAAUUUUGACUAUUUUCUAUCUAUUUUAUUUUGGUAAGAUCUGAACCGCACGUUUCAAAAAAAAAAUGCGUUCUAUUUUACCCAAAUCGUAUUUAUUAUAAUUUAUAUAUUAUAAUUGUAAUAUUUUUCCAGUUAAAAUAAUUUUAUUUAUCAAAUCAACGUUUAGUUUUUAUCUACUUGUAGAUUUUUAUGUAAUGUUCUUUGCAAAAUAUCCAUUUUAUAUCAUAUAAUGCUAAAAGGUCUGUACCUGAGCAUACUAUCAUUCUUCCUCGCGACUUUGAAUAUUAUUGCGUAAAACUGAUGUGAUUUAUGGGCCAUUGUUUAGAAAUGCUGUAGAAAGAGAAUGUUCAACAGACUUUAAAAUCACGAGAAAGUUAUAGGACAAUUAUCCUGGCCAGAUAAAAUAAUUGUUUGUUAAAACAGUACAGGUGCUAUUGUUUUAACAAAUAAUUAAAUUUAACAGCGAAUGAAAUAUAUAUACAAUUUUAAAAUUAAUUUUAUCCAGGCUGAUCUAGAUAUUUAUUUAAAAUUUUAAUUUUUCUUAUAUGACUUGUGUAAUAAAACAAAUUAUUGAUAUUAUGAUAUAUUAUUAUUUGGUUUUAAACACAAUAAAAUAUCUUACUGAUCGUUAUAUUUAUAUACUACAGCAUUUCUAAGUUAUACACUUGCCCUCGAUUUGGUAUGUAAUGUUAAUACUACUAUUUGUUUCCUUGUAGAUACCACUCGAACUUGUGCAUUAUAGAUUACGUGAGAUAGGUUAAUUAGAAUUAGGAUAGUCCCAGAGAGAUUGUAAAAAUGUAUAAUAUAAACAAAUUGUAAAUACAAUAUCGACUUACAUUACAGUCAUUAAAUUAAAAUUGUUAAUAAAACUAUAU